GACGAUGCUGAUGUGGAAUGGAAAUUUGCAAGGGCCAAACUUUGGUUUUCCUACUUUGAGGAGGGAAGAACUCUACCUGUUCCUUUCAACCUGGUGCCAAGUCCAAAGUCCCUGUUUUAUCUCCUACUGAGACUUAAAAAAUGGAUUUCUGAGAUGUUCCAGGGCCAUAAGAAAAGUUUCCAGGAGGAUGCAGAGAUGAACAAGAGAAAUGAAGAAAAGAAAUUUGGAAUUUUGGGAAGUCACGAAGACCUUUCAAAAUUACCACUUGACAAAAAACAGCUUGGGCAUAGUAAACAGUCAAGUUUGAGGAGCUCAGAAGAUUUCCAGUUAAACAGUUUAAAUAACCCUCCCAGACAAUAUCAGAAAAUUAUGAAGAGGCUCAUUAAAAGAUACGUACUACAAGCCCAGGUAGAUAAAGAGAGUGACGAAGUGAAUGAAGGGGAACUGAAGGAAAUUAAACAGGACAUCUCAAGCCUCCGCUAUGAACUCCUUGAAGAAAAAACUCAGAAUUCAGAAGACCUAGCAGAACUUAUUAGAAAACUUGAGGAGAAAUUAUCAAUGGAACCAAAUCAAGAGAUUUGGUGCUUUCUGGAGGCUGGGGCUCCAUAA
Messenger RNA from Callorhinus ursinus (northern fur seal), 609 nucleotides. Lineage: Eukaryota; Metazoa; Chordata; Mammalia; Carnivora; Otariidae. The record is from RefSeq and is a predicted model, not a curated record.